GUCGUAUUUGCUCCGACGUUCCUGGUCCCUGUCACCGUUAUCAGGUCAGACCCACGGUCAGCUGAAGCCAUCCAUCUCGUAUCGGUCGAUCGGCUACUAAUGCUACCGACAGGCCAUGGCACUGUCCGCGAUGCAGCAGCUCCAGGGGACUCAGCAGCCUGAGCAGGACGGGGGACACGAGCAUGGCUCAGAUCGAAUCUUUCGAGUGGUAGAGAAUUGGAAGAAGAGAUAUAAGAUGCGCGGGGACAGCCAAAGCGAGAUCGAUAUCACAUCCACAAGCAAUUGCACUCAAGACAUACGAAAAUGCAUCUCCUCAGCUGGCUCAGCUACUUCGCCCUUCUAUCCAUGGGAUCUACCAUCCCGGAGGCAACAGACUCUACCUCCACGGCAGCGCGAGUGGUCCUCACCUUUGACUGCUCAGAUGGCCAAGUCGGCGAGGUCUGCAAGAAUAUGUGUUAUGCCGUCAACUGCAAGCGCAAAGCCAAAAAACCUAACUUGGGAUAAGCCCAAUACCAGCAAACAGCGCGAACGGAGCUCCAAAGCCGGGUGCAGAUCCAACAACGGGUGCAGCAAAUCGCCCUACGGGUCGGGCUAUCAGUGUGACGAGUUUCCGUUCAAGUCGGUGCGCGAGGCGGACCGGGGAGGACAGUUAAAUCGGUGUGUGCUUGCGCGAUAUAAUCGACGCCAAGGCCAAUACCUCCGCGACUACUACAACUCCUACGGCGAAUUUCGCAACAAAGGGUGCGACAAGAAAAGCCCCUGUCGGUACACCAUCGGGUUCAAGAACGAGAAGCGACUGGAGUACUGCAAGGCGCGUCCUCAUUGUCGUAACGACGGUAACGAGCACACUAAGAGCGGGCCGGCCACGGUCGACGGCAACGAUACGGGUGUGGACGGGCCUGCUGGGGGUUAUCAUCGGGUGGCAUCUGGGGAUGUCAUCUAUGUUCCUGGUGGGGCGGCUGUGGGGGAUGUGGUGCUUCAGGCGACGUUUUCCAAUGCGACUGUGCCUGUUGCAGAGGAGUUUGGAGAGGAAGUGGACGAUGAAGAGUAUGUGGUUUUGGAGGACCGAGUUGUGGAGGAGGUAAAGGGGGAUGGUCAGGGUGUUUGAUUGGAACUGACUGUGGAUUGAGUAGUUCAAAUCCCCGACUGAUUCUCUUGUGGUUAUAUGCAACAUAUACUGCAGGGCAUGGUGGCAGAGGAUAGGAUACUUGGUGUCAAAUGACUCCUUCGUUAAAUGGAUACCUUCUGACAUCUAACCUAAUAUACUCACACUAAAAAGUCACAGAGAAAACACGAAUGGAUGAUAUUAAC
Messenger RNA from Aspergillus campestris IBT 28561, 1311 nucleotides. RefSeq lists its product as uncharacterized. Bases 422 to 1108 code for a protein of 228 amino acids. The transcript is spliced from 4 exons. Lineage: Eukaryota; Fungi; Ascomycota; Eurotiomycetes; Eurotiales; Aspergillaceae. The record is from RefSeq and is a predicted model, not a curated record.